Molecule: messenger RNA, 7644 nt
Organism: Gigantopelta aegis
Lineage: Eukaryota; Metazoa; Mollusca; Gastropoda; Neomphalida; Peltospiridae
Product: deleted in malignant brain tumors 1 protein-like
Exons: 46
Coding region: 1-7644 (2547 amino acids)
Cellular component (GO): membrane
Source: RefSeq, a predicted model, not a curated record
AUGGGAAAUUUAGAAAAAUUUAAUGUUGUAUGUAUUGUGGAUGAUGAAUUUAAAAAAAAGGGCUCUUCAAACGAGCGAGUGACACCCUCCCCACCACGGGCUCCGCCACUCAAGUCGGUUGCUCAUUACAGGUCUGCAUUUACUGCCAGAACACAAGCUUACUAUGGCCCAGGAAGCGGACCAAUAUGGCUGGAUGAUGUGGGGUGCUCCGGUUCAGAAGCUGCCAUCACAAGCUGUCAGCUGAAGCCCUGGGGUGUUACAGAUUGUACCCACAAUGAGGACGCGAGUGUCGACUGUGAUCCAAGUCAAGUGGCUAAUAUUCCGAUCCAGAUCGUGGGAGGUCGGACGGGUUCCGAGGGUCGUGUUGAGAUUCAGUACAACUCGCAGUGGGGAACCAUCUGUGACGAUGAGUGGGACGACAAAUCAGCCCAGGUGGCCUGCAGACAGGCCGGCUUUAAAAACGUGAUUGCCGUCCCAGUGAUGAAGUCCUACUUUACAAAUGGUACGGGUGUCAGUGGAAGAAAAAUGUGGCUGGAUGACGUCAAAUGUACUGGACAGGAGGCGGGGCUUGGUGCCUGCGACCACAAGUCAUGGGGUCAGAACAACUGCCAGCAGAACGAGAAUGCCGGAGUUUUUUGCAUUCCUAAAUCAACCUCGACUCUCAGUGUCAAAGUUCGUCUUGCUGGGGGCUUGAACAAGUUUCAGGGUCGUGUAGAAUUACAAAUGUAUGGCCGAUGGGGAACUAUUUGUGAUGACAGCUUCGAUAAAAGAGAAGCUGAUGUUAUUUGUCGGAUGCUGAACUAUACCAGUGGAGGUCAGGUACUGACAUCAUCACACUACGCUGGUGGACAAGGACCUAUCUGGUUGGAUGACGUUGGUUGUUAUGGUAAUGAGUCAUCUAUUACCCAGUGUAGCCAUAAAGCGUGGGGUGUGAACAACUGUGGCCACAACGAGGAUGCUGCCAUCCAGUGUACUCCCAACAGUAUUCCGAAAAUCCAGGUGAGGUUAGCUGGAAGUGGUUCGACCCCGACGAAAGGCCGUGUGGAGGUGUUUUACAAUUCUCAAUGGGGAACAGUCUGUGAUGACACCUGGACCAAUUCAAAUGCUGCAGUUGUCUGUCGAAUGCUCAAUAUCCGAACAUCAUCUUUUGCCCUUGCUAUCACUCAGGCAAGAUUUGGACAGGGGACAGGUAAAAUCUUCAUGGAUGAUGUGAAAUGCGUUGGUACGGAGACAACACUGGCAGCGUGCAACUUCAGAGGAUGGGGAGUCAACAACUGUCAACACGGUGAAGACGCAGGGGUCGACUGCAACCCAGCUACAUCCCAUGAUAUCAAAAUACGCCUUGAAGGUGGGUCAGGACCAUAUGAAGGUCGCGUUGCAGUCCAGUACAACAACACGUGGGGCACCAUCUGUGACGACAGCUUUGACCACAAAGAGGCAGCCGUUAUCUGUCGGUUCCUGGGAUUCAAUGGAACUGGGGCCAUUGCUCGAUCAAAUGCUGUCUUUGGACGAGGAAGUGGUAAAAUCUGGCUGGAUGAUUUGGACUGUCUGGGUAGCGAGACCACCAUUGCACAGUGCCCUCACCGUGGCUGGGGUUUCACCAACUGUCGCCACUCUGAAGAUGCAGGAGUUAUCUGCCCACAUACAGACACAAGCAACAUAACAGUACGACUUGUUGGUGGCAACACGGCUAAUUCAGGGCGAGUUGAAAUGUUUUACAACAACUCCUGGGGCACAGUCUGUGAUGAUUUCUGGUCCACUGCUGACGCUCAGGUCAUCUGCAGAAUGCUGGGGAAGCCAAGUGCUGGAGCACAGCCGAGGGGAAGUGCCUUCUUUGGACAAGGAAGUGGCAAGAUUAUCCUGGAUGAUGUGAAAUGUUUGGGAAAUGAGGCGUCCAUCAAUCUCUGCCAGCACCGUCUGUGGGGAACCAGCAACUGUCGACACAGUGAAGAUGCAGGCGUCGUGUGUCAAGGAAUCCAGAAUGUAAAAGUUCGACUUGUUAAUGGGUCAUCAACAUCGGAAGGAAGAGUAGAGGUGUUUUACAACAACACAUGGGGUACAAUUUGUGAUGAUAGCUUUGGUCAGACCGAGGCAUCGGUCGUCUGUCGUAUGUUAGGCUUUCAGAGCAAUAACAGUUAUCCAUUUGGGAAAGCCCACUUCGGUCAGGGAAGAGGCCCCAUCAUGUUGGAUGAUGUCAGCUGCACCGGUACGGAGACUUCCAUUGCUGCCUGCGCCUCCAAGGGCUGGUACACCAACAACUGUCAACACCACGAAGACGUCGGGGUCGUGUGCAACUCAGCUCCCAUUUCAUUUCGACUGAAUGACAUUUACGGCCGGCCAUUCAUGGGCCGAGUAGAAUUGGGGAUAAGCAACCACUGGGGCACAGUGUGUGAUGACAAGUUUGACCAGAAGGCAGCCAAGGUAGUCUGCAGACAACUCAACUACCCAUACACCAAUGCUCUGGCCAUAGGUGUAGGUGCUCUGGGAGCUGGGACUGGAUCUAUCUUCCUGGACAAUGUUGUCUGCCAGGGAAAUGAGAGCUCCAUUUUGAGGUGUCAGCACAAUUCGAUUGGCGACACUGACUGUCAGCACUCGGAAGAUGUAGGAGUGAUCUGCCAGUCUAACACACCAUCGAGUGCCAUCACUGUGAGGCUUGUUAAUGGUUCGACUCACACGGCAGGGCGACUAGAAAUCCGGUACAACAAUCUGUGGGGGACAGUCUGUGAUGACAAUUUUGACAAGAACAUGGCAGGGAUUGUGUGCAAUAUGCUGGGAUUUCAGACCACUGCACCCCAGUUUUUCAAAUCGGCUCAUUUCGGUCCUGGGAAGGGAAUCAUUUGGCUGGAUGAUGUCUCGUGUAACUCUACAUCAACCUCUAUAGCAACUUGUGCUCACCGUGCCUGGGGCACCAGUGACUGUAAGCAUUCAGAAGAUGUUGGCAUUUCAUGCCCCGCAGCAUCGUCCCUGUCUGUACAGCUUCGGCUUGUUGGAGGCGGAGGUCAGAAUCGGAGAGGUCGGGUGGAGAUAAAGCACAACGGACAGUGGGGGACGAUCUGUGAUGAUGGCUGGGGACUCAAAGAGGCGGCAGUCGCCUGCAGACAACUUGGCUUUGCUAAUGGUUUGUCAAUCCCAGUCCCCAAUGCAUAUUUCGGACAAGGCAAUGGUUCAAUUUUCCUGGAUGAUCUGGACUGUAAUGGAACGGAAAGUAACAUUGGCGCCUGUUCACACACUAACUGGGGAAUAAACAACUGUGCCCACGGAGAAGAUGCUGGAGUUAUGUGCUUGCCACCUGCGACUGCGGCUCCUGUGAAAGUUAGACUGGUUGGCGGAUUGUCGCAGUACUCAGGACGCGUGGAGGUGUUCUACGACAAUGUGUGGGGGACGGUGUGUGACGACUCAUGGGAUACCCAUGAUGCAACAGUCAUCUGCAGGAUGAUAUUUGGCCCGGGAGUGACAGGGACAGCCACACACAGUGUUGGGGGAGGGCGAGGACCCAUCUGGUUGGAUGACGUGGAAUGCACUGGUACGGAGACUUCCAUUGCGAACUGCACGUCGAAGGGAUGGGCUGAACAUGACUGCUCACACGCCGAGGAUGCUGGGGUGCUCUGUAACACACAGAGUGCUCCAAAGCUUCAAGUGCGACUGGCCAACGGUCCUUCUCCUAUGGAAGGCCGCGUGGAAGUGCUGCACAACGGACAGUGGGGAACGGUCUGUGAUGACUACUGGACAAAUGCCGAUGCUGCCGUCACGUGUCGGUCACUGGGAUUCUCAACGGAUGGUGCUACCAGCAUUCUCAGGGCUCACUAUGGCCAGGGAUCAGGAAGUAUCUGGAUGGAUGAUGUGAAAUGUGUGGGCACGGAGGCCAACCUUGGACUGUGCACGUUUAAUGGAUACGGGAACAACAACUGCCACCACACAGAAGAUGCCGGGGUUCGGUGCCAGCAAGGUGGCGUAUCGACAUCUGUUCAGGUCAGAUUAAGGGGUGGCACCUCACCCCAGGAGGGUAGAGUGGAGAUAUUUUAUAACAACACGUGGGGCACAGUUUGUGAUGACUUCUUUGAUAAGCAUGCUGCGAAAAUCAUUUGCAAGAUGCUAGGCUUUUCAGCUGUGAACGUCUUGCCACGAGGUGGGGCUUACUUUCCGAGUGGGACAGGCCCGAUCUGGCUUGAUGACGUGCACUGUACGGGAAACGAGACCAGCAUCACACAGUGUGGACAUCGUGACUGGCGCAACAACAACUGCGGACACAGUGAGGAUGCGGGCGUCAUAUGUGGAGGAGCUGCGACCAAGUCUCCGAUACGUCUGGUAAACGGUGCCACCAGGUUUCAAGGAAGAGUUGAGAUUUUUCAUGCUGGUCGAUGGGGAUCAGUCUGUGAUGAUGAUUUCGAUGCAAAAGAGGCUCAGGUGGUCUGUCACAGCUUAGGCUUCCACAGUUCUCAGGCCAGAGCCUAUUCCAAUGCUCACUUUGGAUCGAGCACCGGUCCCAUAUGGCUGGAUGAUCUUGUGUGUGUGGGGGACGAACAGUACCUCGACCAGUGUUCAUUCCGCGGCUGGGGAAACAACAACUGUGCUCAUGGGGAGGACGUCGGCGUCAUCUGUCAAUUACCAACAGCGAACGUGCGAUUAGUGAAUGGAGGCGGUGUGCCAACACAAGGGCGAGUUGAGAUUCAGAUCAACGGGACUUGGGGAACAGUCUGUGAUGACCUGUUCGACAGCAGAGAGGCUGGGGUCAUCUGUGCAAUGAUGGGUUUCAGCCGAACUGGAGCCCAGGCUGUGUCGAGGGCUGGUUUUGGCCAAGGUUCUGGGCCGAUCUACCUUGAUGAUCUGGCUUGUACCGGGACUGAAGAAUCCAUCUUGCAAUGCUCGGGCAAGCCUCUCCGUCAGACCAAUUGUCACCACAACGAAGAUGCUGGGGUUCGCUGUCAAACAGCUAAUGUCCAAGUGAGACUGGUGCAUUCUCAAACUCCUAAUGCUGGGCGUGUUGAGGUUUACUACAACAAUACCUGGGGCACAGUCUGUGAUGACAUUUUUGACAACAAUGCUGCAAAAGUGGUGUGUAAAAUGCUUGGCCGUCCAUAUGCUGCCGCAGUAGCAGUUCCUCGAGCAAGGUAUGGUCAAGGAAGUGGUCGGAUCUGGCUGGACGAUGUUUCGUGUCGCGGGACUGAGGCCUCCAUCAUACAAUGUCAGCACAAUACCUGGGGACACACCAACUGUUUCCACCCUGAAGAUGUGGGUGUUAUUUGCACUGACAGGACUACACCAGGUCCUCCAAGGACAACACCUGUUCCUGCACCGACAAUGAACCCCGCUCAAGUGUUUGUUAGACUUUCUCAGGGUUUGACAGCAUACGAAGGCAGAGUUGAGGUUUACGCCAAUCACGUGUGGGGGACGGUUUGUGAUGACAGCUGGAACAACACUGAUGCCAGCGUCAUCUGCGGCAUGCUGGGAUACUCCAGGACUGGUGCCACUGCUACCACACAAGCGUCAUUCGGUCAAGGCACGGGAAAGAUCUGGCUGGAUGAUGUUCACUGUCGUGGGUCGGAGACCAACAUCGCUAAUUGUCCUAGCAACGUGUGGGGGGUAACCAACUGUGGACACAAUGAAGAUGCAGGAGUUAUGUGCCCCUCAACAACUACACCAAACAACUUCUUGCUGUUUACGGACACGAGGAAAAAACAAAUUUACCGAAUGGAUGUCUCCACGUUCAGUUACGUGCAGGUGCCUCUAACCAAUCACGACAAUCCCAUUGCUAUUGACUACGAUCCGGUCGACGCCAGAAUUUACUGGACGGAUGUCGGCCUAAGACGCAUUCGCAGCGCGUCACUGUCCGGAACUGAUGAGAAGACUGUCAGACAACUCAGUUCAGGUGCAGUUCCUGAUGGUAUUGCCAUUGAUUCCGUAUCUCGUCUGAUAUUCUACACAGACACAGGUAAUGACAUCAUAGCUGUGAUGUCUAUCGACGGAUUUGCCCACAAGAUCAUCAUCGAUCAUGGACUGGAUGAACCUAGAGCUAUUGUUACUGAUUUUAAUGACGGAAUCAUCUAUUGGACAGACUGGGGUCACAAUCCGAAAAUCUCAAGAGCUUUCUAUGAUGGCACCAACCAGCGAGCACUUAUUACAACAGGUCUUGGCUGGCCAAAUGGUUUGACUCUGGAUAUAGAAAAUGAGAAGAUAUACUGGUGUGAUGGAAAGACUAACAAAAUUGAGGUUGCCAAUAAUGAUGGAUCUCAAAGACGUGUAUUGGUACAGAGCAGAAACAGUCACUUCUUUGGCAUUGUUCGCUACAACAACAUUGUGUACUACACUGACUGGCAGAAAUCGACUCUAAUGAAGGUAAAUACUGACGGCUCUGGCAACACUCCCAUCGGACCUGUGGCUUUUGGACGCGUGAAUGAUAUCCACUUUCACAAAAAUGGCUAUGGACAAACAGGGAGUAACUCGUGCAGUGGUGGGAGGGGAGGCUGUAGUCACAUUUGUCUGCAGACGCCCGAUGACGGUUUCCAGUGUGCUUGUCCAGAUGGUCUUUCACUACAGCCAAAUGGCGUACAGUGCAGUGUUUCCAUUCCUUGUUCACCUCUUGCUCAAGUUACCCAUGGUACAAUUGUCCCUAGUAACUGUACUGCCGGCAAGUCGAACAACGGCGCUGUCUGUAACAUCACGUGUAACGCUGGGUUCCAGCUCACCGGAUCUACGUCCUUGACCUGCCUCGGCAACGGGCAGUGGAGUAACUAUGGCAGUCCCAUUAUCUGUAGGGACAACCAGGCUCCAACUCUGACCUGCCCACAGGAUAUCUCAGUGACCGCUCCUCGCGGUCAGUCUCUGGCCACCAUCACGUGGAAUAACCCUCAACCAGUGGACAACACUGGACAGAAGGUGACCAUCGUACAGAACAUGCGGUCGCCGGCGAACCUGGCGGAAGGACAGUAUGGUGUUACGAUCACUGCGACUGAUGUCUCCGGGUUGAUAACCACGUGUUCCUUUAAGAUUACAGUCAAAGUGCUGAAAUGUCCCAACUUUCAAGCUCCAGCUAAUGGGAUCAUUGCAUCUGGAAACUGCAAUAACUUCUUUGGCGCCACCUGUCGGAUCAUUUGUAACCAAGGCUACAGACUGUCCAAUCAACAGCCAAUCACAUGUGAAUUAAGUGGAACUGGGUUAGCUGCAUGGACAAACGUUAAUGUAGCAUGUCAAGCCAUCACCUGCCCGACACUGAAGACUCCACAGUAUGGACAAACCGCCGGCUGUAAACCUCCCUACACGUUUGGGACGGUGUGUCAGCAGUCGUGUGUAGACUCGUCAUACCAGGUGGUCGGCGGGACGUUGGUGCGGCGAUGCACCGAGGCGGGCACGUGGUCUGGGGAACAGAUCACGUGCAUCAAUCUACGAACUGGCCAAAUAGGAGACAGUGGGGGCUCGAUGGCACGGACUGGUGCUCAGCCAGCCCACACUGACAGCAUCGUGGCUGGGGUUGUAGUUGGCGCAAUCAUCAUAGCAUUGAUAGUUGUUGGAGGCUUCUUGUUGUACAGGAAAUUAUAUCCUAUACAGAGACUUGGAGGCAUUGAGAUGGAAUCCACCAGCCGAGGAUUGGAUAACCCAACCUAUGGCAUGUCAGCCAUGUCUCAUCACAGCAAUGACUCUAAUAUAUGA